AUGGAAAACUUCUCUAAUACCUCCUUUUUUUCUUCUUCGUCUUCAUUUUCAUCAUCAUCAUCUUUGAAACCCUUGAAAAAGUACGAUGUGUUCUUGAGCUUUAGAGGUGAAGAUACACGCCUUACUUUUACAGGUCACCUCUAUGAUGCGUUAAAGGAAAAAGGAUUAUUGUACAUCUUCAAAGAUGAAGACAAACUGGAGAAAGGCAAAUAUAUUGCCCAAGAACUAAUGGAAACCAUCGAAAAUUCGAGGUUUGCCAUCGUAGUUCUUUCACAAAACUAUGCUUCUUCGACUUGGUGUUUGAGGGAACUCUCCAAAAUCGUUGAAUGCAUGGGAGGCUCAUUCUCAGGCACAGGCUCAGACUCAGGCUCAGGCUCAGGCUCAGGACGUAUUCUACCAAUUUUCUACCAUGUGGAUCCAUCUCAUGUACGGAAACAUAUUGGAAGCUAUGGAGAUGCAUUCAAGAAACAUGAACAAAAUAGUAGUGGCCUCCUCAACUUUCAAGAUGUGCAAACUUGGAGAGAUGCGUUAAAAAAAGUCGGCAAUAUAACAGGCUGGCAUGUGCAAGAUAAAAUUACUUUUAAAGUUGUUGCUCGAAUUAAUUCUUUAAGGGAUGAAGCAAAAUUUAUACGAGAGUUCACGGACGAUGUUCGGAAAAAAGUUGGUCCAGGAAUGAUAAAAAGUUUAGAAGACCUGUUUGGAAUGGAUUCACGAAUAAAGGAACUUGAUUCAUGUGUACUUAAUAAGAAAACUCGGAGAGAUGUUCAUUUUAUUGGAAUUUACGGCAUUGGAGGAAUUGGCAAGACAACUCUUGCCAGAGCUUAUUACAAAUGGAUGUCCGAUAAAUUUAAUGGUAACAGCUGUUUUCUUAGAGACGUUGGAGAAGCAUGCGAAAAGAAGGGUCUUGAGCAUUUGCAAAAUCAACUUCUUUCGCAAAUUUUAGGAGAAGAGAGGGAAAUAAUGGAUGUUGAGAGCGGAAAAGAAAUGAUAAGAGAUGCAUUAUGGGGUAAAAAGGUUCUUAUCGUUCUUGAUGAUGUGAACAAACCCAAAGAGCUGCAAGCAUUAGCCGAUAACACCAAAUGGUUCGGUGGAGGGAGUGUAAUCAUAAUAACGACCAGAAAUGAAAGUUUGCUAAGAAAAACUUACAAAGAAAUUACCAUGUAUAAAGUUGAGCAAUUAAGCAAUAAGGACGCUCUUCGACUAUUCUGUUGGAAAGCCUUCAAAAGGAGUGAACCUUUGGAGGAUUAUAAGGAGCUAUCUAAAGAAGCAAUAACAUAUGCCAAAAACAUUCCAUUGGCUCUUGAAGUACUGGGUUCCCAUUUAUAUGGUAAAACUAUAGACGGUUGGAGAAGUGCUAUCGAUACACUAAAAGAGUACCCAACCAAGUGGGACAUCGUCGAAGGCAUAAUUCAAAUAAGUUUUGAUGCACUUGAAGAACCAGUGAAAGAGAUUUUGUUAGACAUUGCAUGUUUCUUCAAUGGGUGCGAAAAGGAGCACGUUAUACAAUUUCUGGAUAGCCACGAAUUCUCUCCAAAAAAUGGGAUAAGACUUCUCAAGGAUAAGUGUCUCUUGAGCACUCAACAUGGCAAUAAACUCUGGAUGCACGAUUUAGUACAAAAGAUGGGCAAGAAAUUCAUUCGAACAAAAUCCGAGAAUCAGAUAGAAAGACAAAGUAGGAUAUGGAAUGAGGAGGAUUUUCAUCAUAUCUUGGAGAAUGAAACAGGAACAGAUGAAGUUAAAGCCAUCGUAACCUCUAUAGAGGGAAGCACAAAAUUGAGUUUUGAAGCCGUCUCGCAUAUGAAGAACCUAAGGCUACUGAUGAUCAGUACUUCUUGUUCAUCAAAGAAUGUUGAUCCAACACAAAACCUUGAAUUUCUUUCCAAUGAGUUGCAAGUGCUUCAGUGGGAUGGAUUCCCUUAUAAACAUUGUCCAUCAAGUUUCAGACCAAAGGGACUUGCUCAGUUGAAGUUGAUCGACAGCAAAAUUGAAAAACUUUGGACCGACCAUAGCAAGACUUUAAACAAUUUGAAAAUCAUCGACCUGAGUUGUUCGAGGAAUCUUAGUGAGUUUGAAGACUUUUCGGUGGUUCCAUAUUUGGAGAGGUUGAACCUUGAAGCUUUGCAAAUUACCAGAAGACUUUGGGGAUCUACAGAAUUUGAUUGUGCUUGA
Messenger RNA from Ziziphus jujuba (common jujube), 2169 nucleotides. RefSeq names its product TMV resistance protein N-like. Lineage: Eukaryota; Viridiplantae; Streptophyta; Magnoliopsida; Rosales; Rhamnaceae. Gene Ontology annotation, biological process: signal transduction; defense response. The coding region runs from base 1 to 2169 and encodes 722 amino acids. Gene Ontology annotation, molecular function: ADP binding. The transcript has 5 exons. The record is from RefSeq and is a predicted model, not a curated record.